AUGAACAAAAGGGUGCAUCAGUCCUUCGAUGAUUUAAUCCCUAGUGUCAGAUGGCAAGAUCUAUUUUCCAGGGCUAUCAUCUCAGUUAGAAAGCUUAUCAAAUUCCUCAAAAUGCCUUACUCAUUGUUAAAACUAGGAUUUGGGAGAGUAGCUGUACAUAUGGAGAUUAGACCAAUCUGUGUUGCACUUGUCUAUGCAUUUAUUUACACUGCUGUAGGAGUAAUAAAUCAAUACAUUAAACUUGUUGUUGAAGCUCUUUUGGUUACUUUGAGGUAUGAUAUAGGGUAUAUGGUUGAGGAUUCCUUGGAUUGGAUGGAGUUGAUUUCACUUCAGAGCAACAUCCUUGGUGCAAAUUCACAUUUAUGUAGAUUGCUCUUGUUGAUGGCAGAUGGUGGUUCUUGUUGCUAUAUUAUUACGACUCAAAUUAGAUGUGAAGAUGAGCUCCAGAGGGGUAAGGCAGUACCUCAAGAUGAGAUCUUCAAGAUUACUCACACGAGGAAGGAGAAGAACGCCGAUGGUGGGAUGUCAAAAAUAGGCAAAUGCUGGAAAAAAUAUUCCAGAUUUUCGACCACAGGUGGUCGAAAAUCAGCCCAGAUAUUUCACAAUUUCGACCACAUGAGACUUCUUUUCUUGGCAUCAAAACAGGCAUAUGAGGAAGAUAGUCUACCAGAGCAAUUCUUGAGGGGUCUCUCAGCUGCACGUCUUUCUGGGAGGGCUCAGAUUUUUGUUGACCCUCUGAUCAAUUCAUCUGGACGAAGUGAAAGGCUAUCAGGAGAUCUGACCUUCUACCUUGAUGGAGCUCACAGUCCCGAGAGCAUGGAUGCCUGCGCAAGAUGGUAUUCUGCUGCUGCGGUUGAACGAAAAGACCUGUCACUUUCAUCAGUUUCUCCAAAAGUCGAAACAAUGGAGAGAGUUUGGACAAACAGUUACAUCAAACAUUGUCAUAACGAGGAGUCUGACGAAAUAUUGAAGCGGAUUCUGUUAUUCAACUGCAUGGAUGCAAGAGAUCCUCAAAUUCUUCUUCCUAAGCUUGUCGAUACCUGUGCAUCAUCAGGUGUUUACUUCUCAAAAGCUAUUUUUGUGCCAAGCAUUUCGGCAUAUACCAAGGUUACUUCUGCUACCUCUACUAUACCCUCAAACAUCCCUGGCAAGGAUUUAUCGUGGCAGUUUAACCUUCAGAGAAUUUGGGAGAGAAUCAUUAAUGGCAAAGAUGUUCCUGAUCUGAAUCUCAAGAUAAAGGCCUCAGCAGGCUUACCACCGCGUGAAUUCCUUUAUGAAGAGGCUUCUCGUUGUGGUCCAGGAGAUGGAUAUUUUGCUUGUAGUAGUGCGGUUAUUCCUUCAUUACCAUUGGCAAUAAAUUGGUUGAGGGAUUGUGUUAGAGAAAACCCUUCCCUUAGACUUCAGGUUCUUGUUACUGGUUCAUUGCAUCUCGUUGGCGAUGUGUUGAAGCUACUAAGGAGGUGAUAUUAAAUUUCCUUCCACAUGUGGUUGGGUAUGGUUGAUGGAGGGAUGUGUUAUCCUUGCAACAUUUUUGAGAGUUGCUUAUGCACCGCAACCCUAUAGUCUUUUCCUCAAAAUUGAAUUUUAUGCCAUUGUUAUUGUUAUCGUUUUUAUUUCUAUUUCAUUAGUUUACACGGGUAAUGUUUCAUAUUGGCAUUGAUGAAGUUGUUCAAUCUGAUUCAAUAAUUUCACAGCUUUUAGUGCUUGUUAUUCCUUUGAAAUCCUUCUAAGAUUUAUUAGAGAUUUGAACAAUCUUUUUCAUGAAGCUGCUAUUUUCUAGCUAUACCUAGUAUUGUAAGAGUAUUAGAUGACUUUGUUAUAGCAAGUUUGAUUGAGAACAAUAUAAUUGUUUGUAGUACUUUUUGUU
Messenger RNA from Lycium ferocissimum, 1867 nucleotides. RefSeq names its product folylpolyglutamate synthase-like. Gene Ontology annotation, molecular function: tetrahydrofolylpolyglutamate synthase activity; ATP binding. The transcript has 8 exons. The record is from RefSeq and is a predicted model, not a curated record. Gene Ontology annotation, cellular component: cytosol; cytoplasm; mitochondrion. Bases 1 to 1464 code for a protein of 487 amino acids. NCBI's taxonomy places the organism in Eukaryota, Viridiplantae, Streptophyta, Magnoliopsida, Solanales, Solanaceae. Gene Ontology annotation, biological process: tetrahydrofolylpolyglutamate biosynthetic process.